GCGGUAUCACCUCCUUACGCGCUCCUCCGAUCCAAUCCAGCAGAGCCUGCCGUACCUUGACAACUCGCAGGUCAUGAGCAUGCAGCAAGAUGAUCUGUUUCGAGAACGUGCCGCGCUGGACGUUCUGGAGAUGGCGGCUACUGGCACUCUGGCCAUGCGCAAGGGGCCGAAGCCAGACUGGUCAAAAGUGCCAGUGGAGGACGACAGUCCAUUGCAUAGCAUCCUGCUGCGGAAAGAGGAGGAGGAGCUCCCUCCUCCACCAGAGGAGCCGGAGCAGAAAACAGUUACCAUGCCGUUCAUGACUACCCGUGAAAAGCUCUACAGGAAGCAGCAGGAGGAGGAG
This is a messenger RNA of Symbiodinium pilosum, 343 nucleotides long. The record is from the annotation of a GenBank genome assembly. NCBI's taxonomy places the organism in Eukaryota, Dinophyceae, Suessiales, Symbiodiniaceae.